GCUUUGAGAUUCUAAAAACUCCUUGAAUUAAUCCUCACUCAUUUCCUCGUGAUUAGGAGCCAGCCACCUGGUACUCGAUCCGUCCCUACAUACACACACUCUCCCCAAUCACCAUCUAUACAUUUAAUACAUACACCCCUUCAUCUCUACACUCACGAGCCUCACCAUCUAUACACAAUACAUACACCUACAAACCCAACUCACGACUGAAGCUCAUGGAAGCCGUGAUGGGUUCGUCUUCAUCUUCCCCAUAUGUGAAACUGGUUUCUUACAGCGAGAAAACCAUUGGAUUUCUGUCUCUCAGGGAUGAUUUGUUGGGAGGCAAAUCACUGUUGAGAAUCCCCCUUCACCAUUCUCGUAAUCACCUCAAGAACAAAGAAGUCGAUUUCAAGCUCUCAAUCUCGGCUUCAUCAACACACAGUGGUGUUCGUCCUGCUUCUCUCUCAUCCUCUCGCACCCAGAUUCUUUAGCGGGUUUUAUUAUUUAAGGACUGGUUUUUCAUUUGGUCCUUUUCUAAGUGUUGGAAAGAUGCAGGCAGAGGUCGAGAACCAGGAACUGAUGAUAGAACAAUCACCAAACGGAUACACAAAAGCACCAACAGUUUGUGUAAGAUUCCAGUUACAGAGAGAAUGCUCGUUUGGCCAGAAUUUUCUAAUAGUUGGCGAAGAUCCAAUGUUCGGUUUAUGGGAUCCAAAUAAUGCCAUUCCAUUGACAUGGUCAGAUGGACAUUUAUGGACUGUGGAUCUUGAAAUACCGAUCGGAAAGUGCAUCAAGUUCAAGUUCAUAAUGCAAGAAAGCAACGGCAAUUUCAUGUGGCAGCCGGGACCUGACCGGAUGGUUGAAUGCUGGGAAACCGUGAACAUUAUUACUCUUUGCGAAGAUUGGGAAGAUCCCGAUUCGCGGAGAAUAUUUGAGACGGGGCCCAUGCUAAAUGAAGUUUUAGAAUCAGCUGCAACCGUAGAUAUUCAGACGGUUGCAGCUAAUGAAAGGAUGCCAGUAGAACUGAUGAGUUCUACUGGUAUCCCAGAACCCAAAGAAUCCAAAGGGUUCACAAUAAAUAUGAAUGAAGUGUUGGAAUCGGACCAAGGAGUGCCUGUUUUAGUCCCUGGUUUGAGUGACUUGCCGAUAAUGGAAACAAAUCGAGAAGGUUCGGUUCAUGAAGCUCCAAAAGAUGAAGUGAAUGGAGCUGUUAUGGCAUCUACAAAGGACCUCAAAUUGCCUGAGUUAGAUUCGAAAGAGGAUGAAAAUGCCUCUAAUAAUUCGAAUCCAAGACCAGAGAUAUCAUCCAUACAUGAAAAUCAAGAUUCUUGCAAGAACCAAUGUCAAGAAAAACAAGUAGGCGAACAACAAGAUAGUCAAGCGACACAAUCAAUGAAAGGUUUGCUUCAAAACGAUCGUCAGUGGGGCAAUAAUUUUGUGCAAAAACUCCUUAGUGUUUUUGGCAUUGGAUAGGCAACUGCUGUUUUUCAUGAAUUCGAUAUAUUGUUGUGUGUAAAUAUUGGAAUUUGAUGAUGAUUGAAACCAUUUGUGCUGUAAGUUAUACAGGGAGGUUUGAUUUCGGUAA
Molecule: messenger RNA, 1564 nt
Organism: Lactuca sativa (garden lettuce)
Lineage: Eukaryota; Viridiplantae; Streptophyta; Magnoliopsida; Asterales; Asteraceae
Product: Carbohydrate-binding-like fold
Cellular component (GO): membrane
Molecular function (GO): starch binding
Source: RefSeq, a predicted model, not a curated record